Molecule: messenger RNA, 5094 nt
Organism: Solea senegalensis (Senegalese sole)
Lineage: Eukaryota; Metazoa; Chordata; Actinopteri; Pleuronectiformes; Soleidae
Gene: rnf150a
Product: ring finger protein 150a
Exons: 7
Coding region: 189-1478 (429 amino acids)
Source: RefSeq, a predicted model, not a curated record
UGUUAGUCUGUCUGUAUGUGUGUGUGUGUGUGUGGUGGACUCUUGCAGGCAGCUCUGGGUUUCCCUUUAAUGAGGGCCGCCGUCUGGCCCUGACUUCACGUGAAUGCAUCUGCAACCUGUGGCUCGUUUUAAAAGAGCGGCGGGCUGCACAUUUUUCCACUGAGGAAGAGGAGGAGGAGGAGGGCGCAAUGGCACUGUCGCUCAUCCCAGCGUGCCGCAGUCUGGCUCUCUCGACGUGGUUGCUGUCGUUUUGCUUCGUCCACCUGCUCUGUCUGGACUUCACUGUGGCAGAGAAAGAGGAAUGGUACACCGCCUUUGUCAACAUCAGCUACCUGGACCCCGCCACCUCGGAGGUCAGGACAGAGAAAACCGAAUGCGGACGCUACGGAGAGCACUCGCCCAAGAAAGAAGCCAAAGGUCUGGCUUUGGUGCCGACCCUCCCUCAGGACAGGCAGGCGUGCGAGCCACACGUCCGCUUCCCUCCCGUAUCCCACACCUCCGCCUCCUGGGUGGCUCUGGUGGCUGCGGGAAACUGUACCUACAGAGAGAAGAUCCGUAACAUAGCGACGCUCAACGCCUCCGCUGUUGUCAUAUACAACACUGGCUCCAGCAGCCCCAACGAAACCAUAACAAUGCCUCAUCCAGAUACAGGUGACGUUGUUGUCAUCAUGAUCCCAGAGCCUAAAGGUCGUGAGAUUGUGGCCUUGCUGGAGCAGAAUAUUGCGGUCACGGUACACAUCACUAUAGGGACCCGCAACCUGCAGAAGUACGUGAGCAGAACAUCGGUAGUGUUUGUCUCCAUUUCCUUCAUCGUGCUCAUGAUAAUCUCUCUCGCAUGGCUCGUCUUCUACUACAUCCAGAGGUUCCGCUACGCGAAUGCACGAGAUCGCAACCAGAGACGUCUUGGAGAUGCCGCCAAAAAAGCCAUCAGCAAGCUUCAAGUGCGAACCAUUAAGAAAGGGGACAAGGAGACUGAUUCAGACUUCGACAACUGUGCAGUUUGCAUUGAAGGUUACAAGCCUAAUGAUGUCAUAAGGAUAUUACCAUGCCGACAUGUCUUUCAUAAACACUGUGUAGACCCAUGGCUACAAGAUCACCGGACGUGUCCCAUGUGUAAAAUGAACAUACUCAAAGCCUUAGGAGUCCCACUCAACGCGGACUGCUCGGAUGAGAUUCCUCCAGAUUACGAUACGUCUGUCGGAGGUCCACCCACCAACCCCAUCAGCGGGGCAAGUGAAAUGACUGUUAACGAGAGCUCGGUGGUUCUGGAUCCUGUAGGCAGAGGGAUCGGCCUGCACCAGCUCCAGGCUGAUGCAGAGACAGCACGUCAGGCAGGGGAGAGCCACAUCUUUGCCAGCAGUGAGCACCAGCCUCCGCUCAGCACUGAUUCAGACACUUCUCUCAUCGAGGGCAUGGAGAUAGGUUUGUCUGAAAUGGACCUGUCCACAGAGCAGGAAUGUGACGAGGCCAAAUCCUGAGCCAGUCAGAGCUGAGAGAACGAUCACGAGAGCAGGGCAAAGUGAUCGGCGAUCGGUGGCUCUUUAGAGAUUCGCCCGGGAGGAAGUGACAUGGAGUGACAGACGAUGGGUAAAUGAGCAAUACAACCCAUAGCAGCACAAAAAAAACCCUAGUUCUGUCUGUGUGAAGUACUCCGAUUUAAAACAGAUUUGCUUCUGUGUCGUGCGGACAUGUUGCUUGCUCGUUUUCUUGAUGUCUUGUUGGUGAACACAGCGCUCAUGUUGUGGUGGUCUCGUUGCUCUCCACAGUAGAAUAUAGUGAGACGUCACUGGCCUUAAUGAGGAGUCAAAAAGCUGCUUCUGGACACAAAAUGAGCAGUAGGGUCUUUUUAACACCCACUGUAGCUUUAAUAUUAGGUGCAUAUUAUUGGUGUAAGAUCACUGCCAAUGUAUUCCACAUGGACACGUAGCACAUAUGAAGCCGACUGUAUAUUAGCUUUUUCUUAGGAGUCCCAAACAGCAGCUGGCAAAGCAGCAUUUUUUGUCAGCAUCAGACUUGGGUAACAUGUUUUACCCUCUGUAAACUUGAAGCACAGAUCUGUUGAGUUCAUGUGUCCAUGUUGCAUUAAGGAGUUGAAACACACGAUGCUGUACUUUCUAAGUCGUAAGUGUUUGUGUCACUACUGUGCAGAGUUCUUCACUUUUAAACUCCUAAAACCAGCUGAAUUCUCCUGUUGUUGAGAGGGAAAAACAAAACAAACACUAAGUAGAUUUGUGUGUCCUCACAUUUGACAAUCAUAGCUUGCCACAAGCAGUUUGAAGUGAUGUCACCCACUGCCCUACUGAAACUGCUGCUGGUCUACGAGUUACCACAACACAACUGUCAUACAUACAGGACACGGAGACACGCUUCUUACUGGUGUCAACUUUCUACUUGUGUCAAGCCAGCCAGUAUAAAUAACUAUGUCAACAAGUCUGUGCCAAGUGAAUCAGUCGUAUUUGAAACGCUGCUGUUGUCCGUGUAUGUUAAUCCCUCUGACUGCCAAUAAAGGUAAUAACAGGAAAUCACUGCAUGAAGUAAAACUGAAAAAUCUACAGGAUUAGAUAAAAAGAAAGAAGACUCAGUGGAAAAAGGGGGAACUCUUUCAUUUGAUAAGUAAUUCAAUUAAGUAUUUAAUGGCAUGAAAUCCUUACAGCAUGUUACACACAACUAAGUUAUUUUUUUGGGACGACAUCUACAGUAACACAGACCCUGUGCAAUGUUAGUCAAAACACUCCCUUUGUAUUUUUGAAUAUAAAAAGGGAUUUCUUCUUGGCGUUGACUCACUCUUAAACUAAAGUAUGUCCCAAUAUUUGAAUGUAAUUACAUCUGCCAAACAGGUUACGUUAUUGAGCACUUUCUUAAAACAAAAACUGAAAAAUCUGACUUAUUUGUGGUGUUGAAGACUUCGAAUUUGUUAAUAAUUCAUGUGGGAUUGUUUGGCUUUGGCAGAGAGGCAUGUGCCUCACUGAGCGCCAUUGUUCACGUAAGCAUGUUUUAGUUUGUAUCGUGGUCAUUUUAAUGGCAGUCGGAUCAGAAUUGAAUCUGGUUUACUGCUUGUUAAACCCCAAAAUACACCUUUGAAUAACAAAGAUACUAACCAGGCCUGUUAAAACAGCCAUUUUUAAGUCCAAACAUAAAUGCACUUUAAAAAAAAAUACAUACAAAUAUCUAUAUGUAUAUAUAUAUAUAUAUAUAUUCCUUUUAACUAUAUAUAAAAAAGUUAAAAGGAAGUAAUUAAAGAAUAGUACAGAAGAGAGACAUAUUAAAGUAAAGUGCAGAAGAUCACUACCAUAGAUUUACACCAGUGUUGUUAAACUACUAGUCUCCUUUUAAUGACACUAAAGAAGUGACACAUGAAUUGCACGCUGUCCUUGUUACAAACCAUGUAUGCUGUAAUAGUAAAUAUGGAGUAGGGACACAGUUUCAGACUCCUGAGAGUGAUGCUGACUGUUAACAUUUGUAGUCUGCAAUGAGUUCUCACCUCUCAUCCUUCUGUCACAGUCCUGUGUUUCCUCUCACAAAUCCUGUUGACCUGCACUGACUGACGAGACACAAUAUUAUUUAACUUGUGGUUUCCUUUUCUCUCUCCUGUCAAUGUUUCCAUUCAUUUUUAAUACUUUAUUAAUCCCCUUAGGGAAAUUAUUCUCUGCAUUUUGACCCAUCCUAGAAUUAGGAGCAGUGGGCUGCCACACUGAGUAGCGCCCGGGGAGCAAUGGGGGUUGGAUACCUUGCUCAGGGGUACCCCAGCCUUUUCAACCUGGUGGGGACUUGAACCGGCAACCUUCCGAUUACAAGCCAAGUUCCCUUUCCACUUGGCCACAGGCUGCCCUAAAUUAUGCCCUGUUACAUAGCAGACACACACAUACAUAAGUGCAUGCUCUCCUGUUCACUGCACCAUCACUGGAUGCAUGAGCAAAUGUUUUGCAGUCUAGUGAAAGCUUGGCGUCCAUAGACACUACUUUUUAGUCACUAUUAGUAUCUGUAAAUUUGAAGGUUCAAAUAGUUGUGUCCUGGCAGCAGUGUUUCACUGGGAGACUUAACAUCUGCAUUUCAUUUUCAUUACCUCACUUUAUAAUGAGUUGCUAGCACAUGCUGUACAGUUCGACAUGUAACCUGUACUUUCCAUGUUAAGUGUGAACGCCUUCUGGAAGAAUCAAUAUUUAUACAGCAUGUGCUGUGUGUCUAGACAUUUCAACGGUGCACUUUUCAGUAUGUUUUAUCCUUAUACACCGCUUUUUAUUGACAUGCAGGAGAAAAGACCGUGAUUCAUGUCAGAUAAGCACAGAUACAGAUGCCAGUGAGAUUACACAGAACACUCUCUCAUUGACUUUCUUGUUCUCUUAAUCCCACCUUCUUCUGUCUCAUUGACGUCUUCACAUUUGCACACAAGCAAGCAUAAACACUUUCUGUCAGACUGUUGGUCUGAAGAGCCAAGCAACAGGAUAAAGGAAAGCAUACUGUGUUUCAGUAACAAAUUAAGGAAUUAUGAGACACCCAAGACCUGAGGUGUAAUCCAUGUCAAUACUUGACCUGAAACAAUUCAAAAUUCAUUUACUGAUCAUUUCCAACAGGUUUUCUCAAACAAAGUUUGUAUUUUGCUACCAAUUGUGGGGAAAAUAGAAAUGCCCUUGAAAGAAGAGAAAUUAUUUUUUAAUAUUCAUGUGUUAGUGAAGAGCGUAUUGGAAUGUAUGUACAUAAUUGGUGUCACAGACAGGAUUUGAGUUGAAGAUUUAUGUUGGUUUAGACAGUGUUCAUUCAUCAGGAGAAGGAAUACUCAUUACAAUGAAGGAACUAAUUUAAUGAACACUGUCACUGUCUCUAUUGUAGGUAUUAUUGUUGUCGUCCUUCUUUCUUCUUCUUGUGUAAACCUUCCGAUAUUGCACUGUUGUUCCUCCAGUGAAUAAUGAGUGGUUAUACUGAAGCCAGCGGGCACAUUUGUUGCUUCUUAUAUAAUGUUGUGAUAUGUUAUCUGUACUAUAAUCCAUACGAUGGGGGCAUACAGGGUGACAGGGUACCAAUAUACUGUACACUAUAAUCAGCAGAAAUGACUUGCUUGUUAUUUUGUAUUAAAAUAUAAAUAUAUGUAUUAUUUAA